Polistes canadensis is the source of this 1424-nucleotide messenger RNA. It is a transcript of the gene Jwa, whose product is annotated as PRA1 family protein 3. The coding region runs from base 314 to 868 and encodes 184 amino acids. The transcript has 3 exons. Gene Ontology annotation, cellular component: membrane. NCBI's taxonomy places the organism in Eukaryota, Metazoa, Arthropoda, Insecta, Hymenoptera, Vespidae. The record is from RefSeq and is a predicted model, not a curated record.
UUGAAUUUUGGAGAAAAAAGGUUUACAUUUAUUCUACAAUUACCAUAAAAAUAGUGUGUUUCCAUAAAAGUUCGAGCGAGUGGAUGAGGGCGACACUAAGCAUCUAUAAGAGAUGUUAACUAGUGUAAAUGUAUCUCUUGUAUACUAUUUGUCACCCUUGAUUUUUUCUGACAAACGUCAUCGUCCCAAAAUAUUGAACUACGUAAGAGGAAGAUAAUAAAAUUGAGUGAAACGUUAUUAAUCUGCAGAGUUUUUUUAACUGCUAAGGAGUAAGGCUAAUUGUUGAGGAAUAAGAAUAAAAUUAUUAAAUACAAUGGAUAAAACUAAGAUCGAUACUAAUUUCGAAUUACCACCUCUUCGGAGUUUAGAUGAUUUUUUGUUAGAAUCCGCUCGUUUUCAAAUACCAAAUUUUAAAGAUUUUGAUAAAUGGGGCAACAGAGUCGUCAAUAAUAUGCUUUAUUAUCAGACAAAUUACUUGUUCAUGGCUGUGAUUAUUUUUCUCAUCGUAGGAUUAAUUCAUCCUGUCAAAAUGUUCGUUGGAAUGAUAGCAAUGAUAAUAAUUUUAGGAGGUUUUGCUUAUGUAUCAACGGAAGGAAGAUUGAUACAUCAAUUUAAGCAACAAUAUCCAGGUGUAGGUAUAAUUGGCAUAAUAUUGGCAGCAUGUUUUGCUACGUACACCUUAGGAUCUCUCUUAGUUUUUCUACUUGGCAUUCUGUUACCAUUUUCAGUUAUAUUUGUACAUGCUUCUUUGAGAUUAAGGAAUAUAAAAAACAAACUUGCUAAUAAAAUUGAAGGUAUUGGCUUGGCACGAACACCGAUGGGUAUAUUUUUGGAACAUCUUGGUAUGCAAGAUGAAAUUUUUGCAUAAUUUCAGCAUAUUUUUAUAGCAAAACAUUUCUUUUUAAACGAUAAUAAGUUAAUACGAUUUAAUAUAAUAACAGUUUUGCGCAAUAGUAUUAAUAUAUAUUGAUAUUAGCUUAUGCUGUGAUGAAUCUUAUCGCUUCAAAUGGAUUUAUCUUUUUGUAAUAUCUAUGGCUAUAGUUAUAUACAGAGACAUUAGAUAUAUUUCUUAUGUACUUAUUUUAUUAUUCAUUUUGUCUAUAUUUAUAGACUAAACAUACAAAAGAUUUAUUCAAAUUCUUGAUAUUUUACAUAUAGGAUGGAUAUACGAUUAAGAUACGUAUAAUUUAUUUAUUGUAAUCUAUAUAUUACAUGAAUUACGUCACAUGAUAUGAAUUCAUUUUAUUUAAUGUUUUAACAAUAUAUGUAUAUAUACAUAUAUUGUUAAAUAUAUGUGUUAUAAUAUAUAUACACAUGCAUACGAAUGUAAGAUAUUCUUACACGUUAUAAACCAAAGACAGAGAAAAAUGCAAAUUAUAUAUUUAAUCGGUAAAUAGGAAAAUAUACAAUCCAAUACCGAGACA